Linum trigynum is the source of this 2011-nucleotide messenger RNA. The record is from the annotation of a GenBank genome assembly. NCBI's taxonomy places the organism in Eukaryota, Viridiplantae, Streptophyta, Magnoliopsida, Malpighiales, Linaceae.
GCAAUUUUUGUGUCACUGUUUCAAUCUCUGUCGUUUAGGGAAGGAACGGGUCUUCAGCCUCCUCACAGCCAGCUCUCGGCGAAAUUCUUUUUAGUUUCAGUCUCCCGAAUCGGCUACGCCUUGCCUCUGUCGAAUCAACUGGACAUGCUUUCCGUACAACUAUGAGGCUAUGAACUAUCUUAGCCAGUCCCAUCCACCGUAAGGAGCUUCCCCUGGAUAGCUUCCAUUACUGUUUGCUUUAAGCUUUCACUCCCUAAGCAGUAAACAGCUUACCCAUCCAUGGCUGUCGUACCCCACCCAUGGCUUCACCUUUCAACCUAAAAAUCCGGAAGCCCACUUCUUUUUCCAUCAUCUCACCACUCCGAUUUGCUUCUUGAGGAUGUAAGAUCCUAAGAAAUGCUCUCGCACGCCACCGCCCAUGUUCUCUGUAGUCCUCAUCUCACUCUUUUGGUUUGAGAGAGCGCUUCUCUUCUCUGACUCGCCCAUUUCAGUUACAGCUGCAGCUCAUACUAGAUUCAUAGAUGCUACAAAUCCCCGUCGUCAGAAGAAGAAGAAGAAGACGAAGAAGAAUAAAGAGAUGAGAAGGAAGACGAGAAAGGAAAAAUCAAUCUCUCUCUAACCUGGAUCUAGUUUCGAUUCAUCCCCAUCUAUUUCUCAACGCGAUUAACUCAACCAAAGGAGAGGCUUCAGCCCGCCGGUUUUCCUCACCUACUCACCCUCUCUCUCUCUCUCUCUCUCUCUCUCUCUCUCUCUCUCUCUCUCUCUCUCUCUCUCUCUCUCUCUCUCUCUCUCUCUCUCUCUCUCUUUGCGUUCUGAAUUUCAGGAUUUUGGUCCAUUUGGAAUCUGUAUUUGAUCGAUUCUUCGGUUUAUGUCGAGCCUCUUAUCCAGCUCAGCAAGAAAUUGCAAGAAGGCUAAAUAGGGUGUGAAAGAAGAUGCAGGCGCACGUAAUCAACAAGAUUGGGUAUUCCAUUUUUUUAAAAGCUUUCACCUUUUCGUUGUUCAUCCGAAUGCAAUGGUUCCAUGUUGGGUUAUUAAAUUCUUCCAUGUGUUAUGGCAAAGCUUGACUUGCCUCGGUGAGAAAUAUUGGCCAGAAUCAAGCCAUCAAGAUGCAUUAUAAUUUAAACUUCAAUUUUGUUGUUAAACCUUUCAAUUCUUUCCAUCGUCGACUGUUACAGCCGGAGUUCUUUGAAUUAUUUGAUGGGGUUCCACUUUUGAGUUGCUAAGUUGCUUCUAUAUCCUUUCUUAAUAUUACCCACCAUCUGCUGAGCAUCCCAACAUCACAGAACAUGCAUGUGUUCGUUUUAAUCUAUAUUCCCUUGAGUCCAUUUGUAACUGACAAUAUUUUGAUGAUUAUUGUAGUGUGGGACUUAGUGCAAAGCUUUCAGCAGGAACUCAAACUCUUUUCAUUGGAAAAAUGUCAGUGGUUAGAAACAAAUGGGAAAUCAAGCACACCCUAGGAAUGCGUUCCAGUCCCAGCCUCAAGCUAUGCAGAUUCCACUUGCUGGCAAUUGAGAAGGAACAACCUAAACUACUUGGUAAAUCUCGUUUCAGAAGAGAGAACUUGAAGGCCAUUUUCCACCGAAAGUUAGAUCUCCUCCUCCUCCAGAAACUAACUUCACUUGCCAAUCAGAACCUGUUCUUAGGUGGAAUUGACACUGUUGAUGUUUUCAAGUUUCGGCAACUCCAUCAUUUCGUCUGAAUGUCAUCAUUCUACCUCUCGAUAGUAGAAUAUUACUUCUGUACAAUGGUAUGUUGACCUCCUGUUAUCAUUUUAAAAUUUGGAUAACAAACUAGAUGAUAGUACUACAAUUGGCAAUGAAUUGUUAUCGUUAUUUAGAGUCACUUUUCUUUCAUAUGAAUCAAAGAACCGUAUGUGUAUGUUAGUCCCCAUUUUUCAAUAGAUUUUUUAUCCCUUAAUGAUGAGGUGAGCCAAAGACCUCUUCAAAUAGGCAUGAGCUUUGGUUUUAUUAGAGUAUGCGUGUUGUCAAGCCAAUGAAUAUACAUGUUUAUG